AGGAUGUAUUUUGGAAACUAAUGAUUCAUCAUUUUUAUAAUACUUUAUAGCCAUUCAAGCAAGGUUAUAUAGAGUUAAAUUCUUAUAAUACUCCUUCAAAGUAGUUAGGAUCUUUUAUUUUAACGAUAAUGCUAGGACCGAAUAGAAUCGAUUUUAUUUCAAAUGGGAUACGGUUUGUCUUCUUUGAUUAUUCACCUUAACAUAAAAUUCCAGUAUAAUUGCAUUCACUAUAAAAGUUAACACAAGGGAUAGAAAGUCUUAUAAUAAAGUCUCUGAAUCCCCAUGAUUCUAAAAAAUAUUCAAUUUAUACCAUCUUAAAGAUCAGAGUCUAGAUUGUCUUGCAAUCGUAUUGUUAUGUUAACUCACUUUCGAUUAUUGAUAUUUUAUACUAAACAAGGUUAAAUAGAUCGUUCCACUAGUUAUUUCUGCACAUGAUGAAAAUGAUAUUUUAUCUAAUUAGAUAUCAUUUGCAUAAAUAUAAAGACCUUCUCCAACAUCCCAAGAAUCAAAAAUCCAUAUACCAAUAGAAAAUUCCAAUUAUUUAUUUGGAUGAAUAUUCAUUGUCUUUAUAACUUUAGUUUUUUAACCAUACGGUCCCAUAAAUAAAUUUUUAGGAUUCAAACCACACCUAGCUAAUGUUGAACUAGAUCCAAAAUUAGAAAAAUCUUAAUAUCUGCAAUCCCCUUAAUUGUCUGUUACACAAGUUUGGUACACAAUAGACCUGAGAAAUAAAAUUUUGAAAAAUGAAAUUAGAUGCCCC
Messenger RNA from Paramecium primaurelia, 760 nucleotides. The record is from the annotation of a GenBank genome assembly. NCBI's taxonomy places the organism in Eukaryota, Ciliophora, Oligohymenophorea, Peniculida, Parameciidae.